AUGGCCUGGGUCGACCUGCACAGCGCGGCCGCCCGCGGCGACCUGGACCAGCUGCGGCGGCACUGGUGGCUGAAUAAGAUCCACAUCAACAGCCGCAACGCAGACAAGCUUAGCUGUGUGGGGCUUAAUUGUCAGCUGGGCUUAAACCAGGACAACUGUGUAUGUUUAAUUUCUAGGACACCUCUGCAUCUUGCUUGCAUAAAUGGCCAUGCAGAUGUUGUUCGGUUUCUAGUAGACGAGAAUUGCAAGCUAAAUCCUGGUGACAAAUAUAAGAGAUCACCACUGAUGCUGGCAGUACAGCAUCAGCACAGAGAUUGUGUGGCUGUUCUGCUGGAGCAUGGUGCCAACCAUGACCACAGAGCUGCUACUGGUAACACCGCCCUUCACUUUGCUGUCCUGGUGUCUAGCAAAUCUCUAGUGGAGCUGUUACUAGAGCAUGGCGCAGAUAUUGAUGUUAAGAAUGAACUGGGAUACACUCCACUUACUCUUGCCAUCACCGAGCGUUGCAAAGGAAUGAUCGAGUUCCUUCUUCAAAAAGGAGCUGACGUGAAUGCUACAGAUAAUCAUAAAAGGACCCCUAUGGAAGUUGCUGCUAUUCUUCAGGAUAAGGAUGCAGUAGAAGUUCUUCUUCGCAAUGGCGGUGUUAUCAAUAAAGAAGAGACUGGAGCGUUUGGAGUUCGAGCUUUUGAAAGACUAUUUCGAGAUGAGCUUGUUGCUAAUGAAGGAGAGGAAUAUGAAUGCUCUGAAAGGAAGGGACAAUGUUCUGCCAGAGGCACAGAAGAAAUUAACAUCUCUUUCUCUGGGACAACUGCUGACACUGUCUCAAAUACAUCUGCAUUGCUAGAAUUUUGUAAGACUCUUCGCUAUCAUGGAGGUAAGAAGGAAAAAUCAAUGUGGCCUGUAGGAGAAUGAUAACCCAUCAGUGUGAUGCAUGUCUUGAGGGAGGUGCCAAAGCAGAGGAAAAUCAGCACUCCAAGGAGUGAUGAGACUCUUCUCAUAUUUGUUAGGUGUCUUGCCAGGAGAGACAGAAGAGCAGAAGAAAGACAAAGACUCCUCCUGGGAUUCUGAGGAGGCAGUGGGGUCCCUCUGAAUCACUGGCUUCUGGGAUCAUUACUGUCUGCAGCUGCUUUUGCCACAUGCUUGCACCUUGGACCUGGACAUGCCAGUGCUGCAGACAAACUGUUCCUGUAGGACUGGGACAAAGUGAGGUUCAGCUGGUUCUCCUUGCAGCUGACCUCCAAGCUGGAUUUCUAAAAAAGACAAAGCAGUAAAGUUUCUUGUCGCUGGGUAUCUGUCAAAAGGCCUUGGUCCUGUGGGGGAAGAAAGACGCCACACACACACACACUAGGAUGAAGA
Messenger RNA from Pseudopipra pipra, 1356 nucleotides. Its product is annotated as ankyrin repeat domain-containing protein 7-like. Gene Ontology annotation, molecular function: protein binding. The transcript is spliced from 6 exons. NCBI's taxonomy places the organism in Eukaryota, Metazoa, Chordata, Aves, Passeriformes, Pipridae. Bases 1 to 912 code for a protein of 303 amino acids. The record is from RefSeq and is a predicted model, not a curated record.